Aphanomyces astaci is the source of this 693-nucleotide messenger RNA. RefSeq lists its product as hypothetical. Bases 1 to 693 code for a protein of 230 amino acids. Lineage: Eukaryota; Oomycota; Saprolegniomycetes; Saprolegniales; Verrucalvaceae. The transcript has a single exon. The record is from RefSeq and is a predicted model, not a curated record.
AUGGCCACGUGUUUUUUCCGAAGCUGCACUGCCCCCGUGGACGACUCGACACCAAACGCGUGGCGGUGCAAGUUCCAUCGUGGCCGAAGUCGGUGCCUCGUCCACGACUGCGACAACCAAGCCUACGCCCGAGCGCUGUGCGUCCGCCACGGCGGCAAAAUCGUGUGUCGACACCCGGAGGGGUGCCAAGCUCGAGCGCGCGUCGGCGACUUCUGUCCACGGCACGGCGCCACCCGAGCCAAGGUGUUGUGCGCCCAAGUGGGGUGCACGAACGUCACUCAACUGCGCGGACGGUGCGUCAAGCAUGGCGGGGGUCGCGUGUGCAAAUGGGGCGGCUGCAGCACGUUCGCCAGGCAAGGCGGGUACUGCACCCGGCACACGCGCCAGAUCCACAAAACACAUGCAGCCCAGGUGGCGUCCUCAUUGUGUUUGGAAGCCCCGUGGACAUGGGCGAAGCAAAGUCACGGGCAAGGAGGGGGGGUGGAGGGGGGGUGCUGGAUCACAGAAGACGACACCAGCAGCGCCGCCGCCGACGACGAUGACGACGGGCUGCUUGAUUCGAUUGAUUGGGGGAUGUACGACACUGACGAAGAUGAUUUUUUUUCGUCACUAAGUGGCCAAGAACAACACGUAGUACGAGAUCGAGGCGACAGCUUUGACGGGGAGAUUCUGUACCUGCUCCUGAAUCUGUAA